AGAGACACGAGGAUGUUCUGCUGCUCUCGCGUCGCCUGAGACUCCAGCUCUGUCAUUCCUCCCUCAGCACUGAUAAAACACCACUUCUGUUGCCGCCGGACUCCAAGACACAAGUUCUGCUGAAUAUCUGGAGAUUAUGUUCAGUGGACUUUUAAAGGAGGAGCCCAUUCAUGAACACUCAGACUGCGGUGUGGAGCAGAUGAGAACAAAAUAGCCUACAUCUAACCCAAGCUGUUCUAGCGUGCUGAAGAUCGUGCUCUUUUAAACGGGACGGGGCUCUGAGAAAGAGAGAGAGAGAGAAAGAUCAUGGCUGGAUGUUGCAUGUCUGCGGAGGAGAAGGAACGGCAGAGGAUAAAUCAGGAGAUAGACAAACAACUGAGGAAAGACAAGAAAGACUCGCGGAGAGAACUCAAACUUCUGCUGCUAGGCACAGGUGAGAGUGGCAAGAGUACGUUCAUUAAACAGAUGAGAAUCAUUCAUGGUUCAGGUUAUACUGAUGAAGAUAAGAAGGGCUUCAUAAAGCUUGUCCACCAGAACACGAUCAGCGCCAUGCAGUCCAUGGUCAGAGCUAUGGAAAUGCUCAAGAUCGCUUAUGCCAACUCAGACAACCAGGCAAAUGCUACACUGGUGAAUGAUAUUGAGGUGGAUAAGAUCAUGAGUUUGGACGAGCCCCAAGUCAACGCCAUCCGGAGUCUAUGGAACGACACUGGGAUUCAGGAAUGCUACGACCGCCGCCGAGAGUACCAGCUAACUGACUCUGCCAAAUACUACCUGAGUGAUUUGGAUCGAAUUUCAGACGCUGCGUACGUUCCCACAGAGCAGGACAUUCUGAGAGUCCGGGUCCCCACCACAGGUAUCAUUGAGUACCCCUUCGACCUGGAGAAUGUCAUCUUCAGGAUGGUGGAUGUCGGGGGUCAGCGAUCCGAGCGCAGGAAGUGGAUCCACUGCUUUGAGAACGUCACCUCCAUCAUUUUCCUGGUGGCUCUGAGCGAGUACGACCAGGUCCUGGCUGAAUGUGACAAUGAGAAUCGUAUGGAGGAGAGUAAAGCCUUGUUUAAAACCAUCAUCACAUAUCCUUGGUUCCAGCAGUCGUCUGUGAUUCUCUUUCUUAACAAGACAGACAUCCUGAAGGAGAAGAUUGUGCACUCUCACCUGGCCACCUACUUCCCAGAAUUCACAGGCCCCAAAAACGAUCCAAAGUCAGCCCAGGAGUUUAUUCUUAAGAUGUACCAGGAGCAAAACGAAGACAAAGACAAAACCAUCUACUCUCACUUCACUUGUGCCACCGACACGGAGAACAUCCGCUUGAUCUUCGCCGCUGUGAAAGACACCAUCCUCAGACACAAUCUCAAAGAGUUCAACCUGGUUUAAAAUCAACAACCAGUCGUCAUCCUGGAGGACAAACCUGGUCCUGCUCUCUUCUGUUGAUCUGUUGAGUAGAUUUAGCUCUCACAUUAGCUUAACAUUGUUCUAUUGUUGACUAAGGACUUAUCUAGGAGAAUGGAUUAGAUGUGGACUGGGUUCCUGAAAACAAGCCUUGGUCUACCAUUACAAGGAUGAAGCUUUUUCCCAGUCGUGUUUAGGUCCUUUAAUAGAUGGAUAGGUUUCAUCGACAACAGAUGUUGCCAUUUUGUUCUUUAUGUGAGUAGUUUACAAAGGAUGCUAUAGGAGAUUUUAAGGCACAUGUAAAAAUGUUUUCCUGAUGUAAUAGAUCAAAGUCGUAAAGACUGAAGCGUUUAAAAGCAAGGUCGUUUACAUGUUUAUGUAAAAAUUCGUUCUGGAUUUUAAAAAUACAAACACACUCUGAUGUUUCCUUCUGUAGUUUUAACGCAAGCAUGAAUCAUGAUUAUUCAUUUGUAGAAACUAAAGGUAUGAAUUUAAUUCAUAUGUUUUUAUUUUAUUAUUAUUUCUCAAUGUAAACAUGACAUUUUAAACAUUUGUGGUGUUUUAGUGUCAACUUGUAUAUUGUAAAUUAUAUUUAUCGUCUUAAACAUGCAUAAAUCUUAAUUUCUCGCAGAAAAUUCAGUCACAAGGCAAAUUCAGAAAGUUUUCACGUUGAAUUCAGACUCAGAGUUGAAUUAUUUUACCUGAAGUGCCUUUAAACUGUAAUGUCUGUAUCUGCUUUGAUAAUAUUUAUUA
Labeo rohita (rohu) is the source of this 2139-nucleotide messenger RNA. It is a transcript of the gene gna14a, whose product is annotated as guanine nucleotide binding protein (G protein), alpha 14a. Bases 307 to 1371 code for a protein of 354 amino acids. The transcript has 7 exons. Gene Ontology annotation, molecular function: G protein-coupled receptor binding; GTPase activator activity; G-protein beta/gamma-subunit complex binding. NCBI's taxonomy places the organism in Eukaryota, Metazoa, Chordata, Actinopteri, Cypriniformes, Cyprinidae. Gene Ontology annotation, biological process: adenylate cyclase-modulating G protein-coupled receptor signaling pathway; phospholipase C-activating dopamine receptor signaling pathway; action potential. Gene Ontology annotation, cellular component: heterotrimeric G-protein complex. The record is from RefSeq and is a predicted model, not a curated record.